CCACAUUCUUUCUACUUCUCACACACACUCUAUCCAGCUGAAUGUGGUUGACGUCUCGGUCUGUUACUAAACUGGACAAUGGGAACCGAAAGCAGGCUCGUACGUUGGAUAUGCUGGCUCACCGUUAUAACAGCGUUUUUCAUGACUGGGUUUUUAAUAGGCUGGUUUGCAAGGCCCACUAGCACAGACACAAGCAACGAUGAAGAUUCCAGUCGUUCCAUGCGAGACUUUCUGGAUGAGAUGCGAGCGGAGAACAUUCGAGAACACCUCAGGAAGUUCACUCGGUUACCCCACUUGGCUGGUACAAAGCAGAACCUGCGAUUGGCUGAGGAGAUAAAAGAGGAGUGGCUAGAGUAUGGCCUGGACUCGGUGGAGAUGGUGCCUUAUGAUGUGCUGCUAUCAUACCCCAACACAACACAACCAAACUACAUCUCCAUUGUAGAUCAUCUGGGCAACCAGGUUUUCAACACAUCUCUAGCAGAGCCGGUUCCUGAGGGAUAUGAGAAUAUCUCCGACAUCGUCCCUCCCUACAAUGCCUUCUCAGCACAGGGGCAGCCGGUGGGUGACCUUGUGUAUGUGAACUAUGGGCGUACGGAGGACUUCUCCCAGCUGGAGAGAGAGAUGAAGAUCAACGUGACGGGAAAGAUUGUCAUCGUCAGAUACGGAAAGAUCUUUAGAGGAAACAAGGUGAAGAAUGCAGCUUUUCAUGGGGCGAGUGGUGUAGUCAUGUUCUCGGACCCAGCAGAUUACUGCGCCACUGGAGUUCAGCCAUACCCUGAUGGGUGGAACCUUCCUGGGGGAGGGGCUCAGAGGGGGAAUGUCCUCAACCUGAACGGGGCGGGAGAUCCUCUAACACCAGGGUACCCCGCUAAAGAAUACACUUUCAGGUACAGACUGGAGGAGGGGGUGGGGCUUCCUAAGAUUCCAGUGCACCCCAUUGGCUAUCAUGAUGCCAUCCACCUACUAAAGAAUAUGGGAGGACCAAUCCCACCCAAUAACUGGAAAGGAGCACUGAAUGUGUCUUAUCGAAUUGGGCCGGGCUUCACUGACACUUUCCAAACACAGAAAGUCCGUAUGAACAUCCAAACCAACAAUCAGGUGACCCGGAUACACAACGUUAUCGGGAGAGUACGAGGGGCAGUAGAGCCAGACCGCUACGUGAUCCUGGGGGGCCACCGGGAUGCCUGGGUUUUUGGAGGGAUCGACCCAGUAUCUGGAGCGGCCGUGGUUCACGAGAUCGUAAGGAGCACCGGGAGACUUCUACGCAGAGGCUGGAGGCCGAGGAGGACCAUAGUAUUUGCUAGUUGGGAUGCAGAGGAGUUCGGUCUGCUGGGAUCAACAGAGUGGGCUGAGGAAAACGCCAAAGUGCUGCAGGACAGAGCAGUGGUGUACAUUAACGCAGAUUCAGCGAUAGAGGGUAUGUACACCUUGAGGGUAGACUGCACUCCCUCGCUUCACACCUUGGUGUACAAGGUCACCAAACAGGUGUCCAGUCCAGAGGUGGGAGAGGAGGGGAUGUCUCUGUAUGAGAGUUGGCACAAAAGGGACAACUGGACCGAUGACCGUGACGCACCCAGGAUCAGUAAGCUGGGAUCAGGAAGUGACUUUGAGGCGUAUUUCAUACGACUGGGCAUCGCAGCAGGCCGGGCCCGAUACACCAAGGACAAGAAGACGGAGCGUUACAGCAGCUAUCCGGUCUAUCACAGUGUCUACGAGACCUUUGAGGUUGUGGACAGGUUCUACGACCCUUCCUUCCAGAGGCUCCGAGCCGUAGCUCAGGUCAGGGGAGGCCUCAUCUUCCAGCUGGCUGAUUCCCAGCUCCUCCCCCUAGAUGCCAGCCAAUACGCUGACUCGCUGACAAAGUAUGCCCACUCCAUCGCUCAGCUGGGACAGAAACACCAAGAUGCUCUCAUUACAUAUGGGGUGUCAUUUGAUUCUCUGUUCUCUGCUGUGGAGAACUUCACAACAGCUGCCAGCAGUUUCCAUGAGCGUCUCAAGACCCUGGACAGAACCGACCCCUUACAGGUACGUAUGGCCAACGACCAGCUGAUGUAUCUGGAGAGAGCAUUCGUCGACCCACUGGGCUUACCCGGCCGACCGUUCUACAGGCAUGUGAUCUUCGCUCCCAGCAUUCAUAAUAAAUACGCUGGCGAGUCUUUCCCGGGCAUCUACGACGCACUGUUCGACAUCGAGCACGCCGCCAAUCCCAGACGGGCUUGGGAAGAAGUGAGACGCCAGAUCAGCAUCGCCACGUUCACCGUCCACGCCGCCGCCAUGACGCUAACACCCCCGGCUUAACAUGGAAUAACACACACACACUGCCAUCCCCCCUGUACAGAAGCCUGAUAUCUCAUCUAUAUAUAUAGUUUGUGUUUUUAUUGGAACUGUUUCAUCCAGAAAAAUACAAAAUAAAUAGACAUUGAAUCA
Esox lucius (northern pike) is the source of this 2427-nucleotide messenger RNA. It is a transcript of the gene naalad2, whose product is annotated as N-acetylated alpha-linked acidic dipeptidase 2. The transcript has 20 exons. The coding region runs from base 79 to 2298 and encodes 739 amino acids. Lineage: Eukaryota; Metazoa; Chordata; Actinopteri; Esociformes; Esocidae. The record is from RefSeq and is a predicted model, not a curated record. Gene Ontology annotation, molecular function: carboxypeptidase activity.